Molecule: messenger RNA, 2355 nt
Organism: Adineta ricciae
Lineage: Eukaryota; Metazoa; Rotifera; Eurotatoria; Adinetida; Adinetidae
Source: the annotation of a GenBank genome assembly
AUGUCCCAUCGUUAUCUGUUGUUCUUAUUUUUUCUUGCGAUAUCAAAUGGUGAUCAAUGUAGAAUAAACAAUCGAACUGAUUUUUUUCAAUCAAAAUCAGGUCAAUGUAUAUCAUGUUUAUCUCAUUGUAAUUAUCAAUCCAACGUAUGUUUACGUGUUAAUCAAUUACGUCGUAUUUGUUCAUCAAUUUAUCUUGCUCGAAAUAUUCGAGAAUGUCAACAACGAUUAACACUCGAUAUCGUUCAAGCGUUUCUACUUUCAAAUCAAUCGAAAAUUGUUGAUGAUAACAAAGACUAUGAUGAACCGGUGUGUUUAUUUUGUGGAAAUUCUACCCGUGGCCUUCGAUGUGAGUCUUGCCGUCAGCGACCUAACAGCAAACAAAUUUCACAUUUAAUCGAUUUAAAAACACCAACGUCAACUUGUUUCGAAUGUUCGUGUUCCGGACAAACGUAUGAUUGUCGAACGAAUGUUACGGAUGGUUGUUGGUGUCUUUCACAUCUAUUAGAUACAAAUUUAGCUGAUUUGAAUCUUCAUCAAUGUCUUUCAAAUCGUACGUAUAUCAAUGAUCAAGACCAAGGUCAAUGUCGUUCAAGAAUUCAUCAACAAUGUAACACUUGUAAACGUGGUUAUAGUGGUGUUACAUCAGAACGUGGCCAUCGAUGUUAUAAGUUUGUUCUUUUCUNUUUUAAAGUUACGGAUGGUUGUUGGUGUCUUUCACAUCUAUUAGAUACAAAUUUAGCUGAUUUGAAUCUUCAUCAAUGUCUUUCAAAUCGUACGUAUAUCAAUGAUCAAGACCAAGGUCAAUGUCGUUCAAGAAUUCAUCAACAAUGUAACACUUGUAAACGUGGUUAUAGUGGUGUUACAUCAGAACGUGGCCAUCGAUGUUAUAAAGUAUUAUCAACUGAUACACUUCAAUGUUUCGAAUAUGCAAAUACUUUAAAAUCAUGUUUACGUGACAAUGAAAUCAUCAAAAGCGAAGAUAAUGGAACGAUUCUAUUCGAAAUAACUCCGAGUUAUCGCAAUCUUAAUAUUCGGGUAUUGAUUGGAAUCGAAAAUGGCUUCGUCGAUGUGAUUUGUUCAAUACGCAAUGCCAAUUUUCUCGUAUUAAAUGAUCGUCGAGUGUAUUAUGAGCAUCAAUCAUUAACCGAUACCGAACCAGUUAUUCGAGAUUACGAUUUAACAUACGAAGACUUAAACUUUGGUCUUUUAUACUCAGAUCCAUCGGAUAUUGUUAUUUUACGAAAUUUAUCUGCUCGCCAUCGUUUAACCAUCUUAAUAUCUCCGACAAAUAUUGAUUUCACUCAACACAACCUUCAUUGUUUAUUAGUUGAUCAACCUUCCUCUCGUAUUCGUUUAGCUGAUCUUGUAGAACCAUCAUCUCAGUCAGUAUCAUUUUCCUUAUCCGAUUACCGCGCAAUAUAUUUGACAACGGGUUCAUCACAUACUUCAUCACCAACGAAUGGCUUUAUUAAAAUUUAUCAAUCAAGAAUGAAUAUUGACUUGUUCGUUUUCUUCAGUGUCUUCUUCUCUUCGUUCUUUCUUUUCCUCUCGAUUGGAAUUUGUUUUUGGNUUCGUUUAGCUGAUCUUGUAGAACCAUCAUCUCAGUCAGUAUCAUUUUCCUUAUCCGAUUACCGCGCAAUAUAUUUGACAACGGGUUCAUCACAUACUUCAUCACCAACGAAUGGCUUUAUUAAAAUUUAUCAAUCAAGAAUGAAUAUUGACUUGUUCGUUUUCUUCAGUGUCUUCUUCUCUUCGUUCUUUCUUUUUCUCUCGAUUGGAAUUUGUUUUUGGAAAGUCAAAUUUGCUUAUGAAAUUCAUCGACGACGGCGAACACUGAAACAUGAAUAUCACAAACGUAUGGCAAGACCAUUUGCUAAAAUUCAAUUAUUUAUCAAACCAUCAACAAUAAAUGAACAUGAUGAAGAAAACUUUCAACAGUUACCAUCACCUGUGGCUUCAUCAUCUGUCGAUAUUCCAUUACUUCUUCCAUCCACACGUACAGAUAUUGAUUAUUCGCCGCAUGUCGUGUCUGUCGAACCACUUCGUGAUCAAAAUCAUUGUUAUACAACAUUAUUUUUUCAUUUACCUGGAGAUCUUUCAACUCAGUAUCGUCUUUGUGCUGGUACGACACUUACUCAGCUACCAGCCGAUUAUUCAAACGCACUUUCAAACGCACGUCUCGAAGCUGAAUUACAGAAACGAAAUCGACGACGACGAAAAUUCAACGGACAGAACAGUCAUCCCCCAAAAGUUGUUGUCAAGAAGACCACUGCAAAUGUUCGACAACAGCAACAACGUCGAAGAAAACAGCAACAGCGUCAACAGCAACAGCCAAGAACAACAAUUGAACCAUAG